GUCGGCAUCAUGAAAGUUUAUAGAGAUUACGCGACUGCUAUACGAUACACAACUUUUGUAGGAGUCAAUUGUCUCCUGUUCUAUACGGCAGGUCCUAUAGCUCGAUUCAUCCAAGGACUCCCGUAUUGGGAUAGAAAAAGAGAACAACAAGAAGCAGCUCGUAACCGUGAACGUCUAUGGAAGAGAUGGAAGAAUGAAAGGGCUCAUAAACAACACAGUGAAGAGUGGAACUCAACAGGAUAAUUGAAAGCUUUUUUGCAAGUCGUUAAAUAAAUGACUGUAUAUGAAGCGUAUUCUUCCAAGUAGGAGCUGAGUUUGGUUUCCAGAUAGAGUCAAAACACAAUAUAUAGAUUGUAAAACAC
Messenger RNA from Galdieria sulphuraria, 362 nucleotides. RefSeq lists its product as uncharacterized. The coding region runs from base 10 to 243 and encodes 77 amino acids. Lineage: Eukaryota; Rhodophyta; Bangiophyceae; Galdieriales; Galdieriaceae. The record is from RefSeq and is a predicted model, not a curated record. The transcript is spliced from 3 exons.